Centruroides sculpturatus (bark scorpion) is the source of this 4956-nucleotide messenger RNA. Its product is annotated as endoribonuclease Dicer-like. Gene Ontology annotation, cellular component: cytoplasm; nucleus; RISC complex. NCBI's taxonomy places the organism in Eukaryota, Metazoa, Arthropoda, Arachnida, Scorpiones, Buthidae. The transcript has 14 exons. The record is from RefSeq and is a predicted model, not a curated record. Bases 335 to 4930 code for a protein of 1531 amino acids. Gene Ontology annotation, biological process: apoptotic DNA fragmentation; siRNA processing; pre-miRNA processing. Gene Ontology annotation, molecular function: ribonuclease III activity; protein binding; RNA binding.
UCGGAGGCUCACGUGACAGUAUUUGAAUAAAGUUUUCUUCAUUAGACCUGAUAAAACUUGAAAUCAAGUUAUUACUAGGAAAUGUAGAUGUAUUUGUGAUCGAAAAUUUUUAAAUGAAAGAAAAAGAUAAAACUCGAUAGUCGAAAGAGACGAAAUUACUUAAACAUAUUCAAUUUUUAUUGGCUAGAAAAGUAAAUUAAGCUUCGUCAUCUAUGAAUAAGUAUUUAUAAUGUAGGACUUUACUUUUUGUGACUCGAUUUUGCUUACACAAGAUGAGCAAAGCGAAUUGGAAAUAUUUGACGUGACCUUAAUCCAAGUAAUUAAGAAAAUACUUAUGGAUAAUAAAGAUGAAGAAACCACUGAAUCACAAACUUCUGAAAAUGAACUAAUUGAAAAGAAUAUAUUUACUCCUAGAGAAUAUCAGGUUGAAAUAUUAGAGAUCGCAAAAGAAAAAAAUACAAUAGCUUGUUUGGGAACUGGAACUGGAAAGACUUUUAUAGCAGUAAUGUUAAUAAGACAUUAUGCAAAUCAAACAUUGGGUGAUUAUGAUAGAGCAAAAAGAACUGUUUUCUUAGUCCCUACAGUUCCUCUUGUUAAUCAGCAAGCUGAAGUUAUAAGAAAACACAUAGAUCUUAAUGUAGGUGAAUAUUUUGGAGAGAAAGAUAUAGAUUUUAGUAAAGAUCAAUGGUCACAAGAAUUUGAAAAAAAUAAUAUACUUGUCAUGGUAGCUGAAGUAUUUAGACUAAUAAUACAGCAUGCUUUAUUAGCAAUGAGCAAGAUUAAUCUGAUUGUAAUUGAUGAGUGUCACAGAGCUGUGAAGAAUCAUCCAUACAGGGAAGCACUGAAAUGUUUGGAUGUUUGUGAUCCUCGUAAUCGACCUCGUAUUCUUGGACUAACAGCUCCUCUUAUAAAUGGCAAAUGUAAGCCAUAUCAGUUAGAAGGAAGAAUUGAAAAUUUAGAAAGAACUAUGUUUAGCUCUGUAGCUACUCCUGAAGAUAUUUUAUCAUUAAAAGAAUUUGGAACUGAUCCAAUUGAAAUUAUAAAAGAGUAUCAAUAUUUUCGAAGUCCUUAUGAAAUAUUUAAUGAAAUAGUUAAGAUUUUGAAUUGUAUUAUUGUUCAGUUUUCUAAACACACUAAUAAUGAUCUAUUAGAUGAAGAUACAACAUUUUUCACACAGCCAAGAAAAGCUGUUUCCAGUAUAGCUGCUGUUUUUUCAUCAUUAGGUCUUUGGUGUGGCUUAUGUUCUACUGAAAUUAUACUUUCUGAAGUCCAAAAACUUUUAAAAAAAAAUUUAAAUAAUCAAAAUGAACUAAUUAAAGUAGAAAAUGUAUUAUUACAUGUGAAUAGAAAAUGUAAUGAAGCAAUGCAAGAAAAUAAUUUGGAAAACCUUUAUUGCUGUGUUUCACCACAACUUUUGUUACUUAUUCAAAUUUUAGAAGAAACUGCAAAAUGUUAUGACUCAUCUAUCAAUGGGCAAGAGCAUAAUUUAAAAGAACAAUAUGCUUUUAGUGGAAUUAUAUUUGUAAAACAACGCAUAUUUGCAUAUACAAUAUGUGAGUGGCUUAAAGAAGUAAGCAAGAAUGAUCCAAAAUAUUCAUUUAUAAAACCAAAUUAUAUUGUUGGACAUGGCAUACAACAAAGAAUGCAUUUCUCAGUAGCUAGCUCAAUGUCAUAUAAAAAGCAACAAGCUACAAUAAAAGAUUUUCGACAGAAGAAUUUUAAUUUUCUAGUAGCUACUUCUGUUAUUGAAGAAGGGUUGGAUAUUCCCAAAUGUAACUUAGUAAUACGUUUUGAUUUACCUGAAGAUUUUCGGGCUUAUGUUCAAAGUAAAGGACGAGCCAGAGCUAAGGAAGCCAAGUAUAUCUUAAUGACAUCAUGUGAUGAGAAAGAAAAGCUCUUGAAUAAUUUGAAAGAUUUCAAAUUGAUUGAAAAUAUACUUAUGAAAUAUUGCCACCAAAGAACAGAAACAUCAGAAGAUAUGCCUCAUCCAAUAGACGAUGAUAUAUUACCUCCAUACAUGCCUGUAAAGAAAGAUGGAGCACCACGCAUCACUAUGACCUCAGCCAUAUCUUUGAUAAAUCGAUAUUGUGCAAAACUUCCAUGUGAUAAAACUUCACGGUUAGUACCACAUUGGAGACUUGAAACUGUUCAUUUAAAUUGUGAUGUUAAUUCUUCAGAUUUAGGCUAUAUAUGUUUAUUACGGCUUCCUCCAAAUUCACCAUUAAACAAAAUAGUCGCAAGUCAUGUAAUGAGUGUGAAACGACAUGCAAAAAUGGCAGCAGCAUUGAAGGCUUGUGAGGAAUUACAUAAAAUUGGUGAAUUAGAUGAAAAUUUACUACCUAUUGGAGACAAUAUUGAUAAAUAUAAACAUGAAGUAGUUGAUAAAUUUGAUGAUGAAAAAGAUAAAAAGAAAACAGGGAGGAAAAAAACUAUUCAAGCAUAUGAAAAGAAAAUUCCAGAUCUUCUACAAAAAAGUUUACCUACAGAGCACGAUACUUGUUUUCUAUAUACUGUUCAUAUGAAAUUUUCUUCAGUUAAUAACUUGGGAAUAUUACGAGAUGCUGAAAAUGUUGAAAACGGAACAAGUGAAUAUGGAAUUUUAACAACAAAACAAUUUCCAACAUUUUUUGGAUUUCCAGUUUUCACAGCAAAAACUGCACUGAAAAUUGAUAUAAAUAUUGAAUCUGUAAAAACUUGUAUGAAAUUCAGUAAUGAUCAGUUAUGUGCUAUCCAAGUAUUUCAUCAAUAUAUAUUUACAGAAAUUCUUCAAAUAGAUACUAAAAGAUUUCAGUUUGAUCCAAAAACAGCCGAGUUCUCUCUAUAUAUUGUUCCAAUUAUAAAAAAUGAUGAAUGUAAUUCUAAUGGAAUUGACUGGAACUUGAUAAAUCUAGUUUGUUGUCACGUAAAUACAGAAAAACAAGAAUUGAUUAAAAGGAAUAAAAAUGUAAUAAAUUCAAAAUCAUAUGAUGAUGCUGUAAUAUAUACUUGGUAUAAUGAUACCAGAAGAAAACAUUUUUUUUAUGUUAAUGAAAUUUUACAUCAGAAAUCACCAUUAUCUUGUUUUCCAUCCAAAGAAUAUAAGAACUAUAAACAGUACUUUAAUGAUAAAUACAGUGUUGAAAUUGAAAAUGAAAAUCAAUUUCUUUUAUCUUGUGGUUAUAUUAAUAAUACAUUUUGUACAAAAAUAACCUCUAGAUAUUCAGAUCAAUAUGGCAAAUCACUGAAAAAAAGUAGCAUUGAAAAACUGAAGAAACAAACAAUUGUCAAUCUUGUUCCUGAACUUUGCAUUAUUAUACCUUUAUCAUAUUCUUUUUUCAGAAAGAUUUUAACACUUCCUUCGGUUUUAUAUCGAUUGAGCUCAUAUAUUCAAGCUGAUCAGUUUCGUUUUAUAAUUGCUAAAGAGGCUAACAUUGGUUUGGCUGAACUUCCACCUGAUUUUAAAUGGCCAACUUUUGAAUAUAAUAAUUAUCAUCAGAAGAGUUCUGAAAAUUUAUCCAAUUUACAAAAUGCUGUUAAUAACAGAAACAGUCAGAUAAGCACAGAAAAAAUCAAACUUGGAAAAUGUGAAGUAUCAAAAAUUAAUCUGGAUUACCAAGAAGAUUUAAGUAAUUAUUGUGGUCCAAACCCUGAGGAAAUAUUGGCUGCUUUUACUUUAAUUCGAUCUCAAGAUUAUUUUAAUCUAGAAAGGCUGGAAAUUAUUGGUGAUUCAUUUUUAAAAUAUUCAGUUAGUGUAAACUUAUAUCUCAAAUAUAACUUGGAUGAAGGAAAAUUGACACAAUUAAAAGCUUUAAUAGUUAGUAACUACAAUCUUUACCAAUUAUCAAAAUCAAAAAAUUUAGAAAAAUGUAUCAUUGGACAGAAAUUUGACUUUAAAAGAAAUUGGUUACCACCUUGUUUUACUGUUAAAAAGAAAGAGAAUACUACUAAAAAUAUCAGUACUGGAAUAACAGAUCAGAAUUUAUCUGAUAAAUCUUUAGCUGAUUCUGUAGAGGCUUUAAUUGGUGUCUAUCUAUUGAAUUGUGGAUUUCAUGGAGCUUUAAAAUUUAUGUCAUGGUUAAACUUUAAAAUAUUUGAUGGUGUAUCUUUGAAUUCAAAUUAUUUACCAAUGGAAAUUGAAACCAUUGAUGGUACAGAAGGUGAAAGAAAACUAUCUAUUCAUCCAAAACAUUAUGAAUUUGAAAAGUUGAAAAUGAAGAAGUUUGAAGAAAAAAUUGGAUAUACAUUUAAAGAAAAAUUGUAUUUAUUAGAAGCUCUCACUCAUGCUUCUUAUUAUGAAAAAGGCAGAAAUUACAAUUGUUAUCAGAGAUUAGAAUUUUUAGGUGAUGCGGUUCUUGAUUACAUAAUAACUCGAUAUUUGUAUGAAGAUCCAAGAAAACAUAUGCCAGGUGUUUUAACAGAUUUACGUGCAGCUCUUGUCAAUAAUCGUACUUUUGCAGUAUUGGCUGUGAAACAGAAAUUUCAUAAAUAUCUUCAAAGUAAUUCAGAGAACCUUUUUAAGGUCAUUGAUAGAUUUGUAACAAAAGUUAUGGAAAGUGAAAAUAUUCAGGAUUUUCUUAAUGAAACGGAACAAAUGGAUGAUAUAUAUGAAAUUGAAGUACCAAAACCUUUAUCUGAUAUAUUUGAAUCAGUGGCUGGGGCUAUAUAUAUUGACAGUGGAAUGUCUUUAGAAACUGUGUGGGAUGUUUAUUAUCCAAUGAUGAAAUCAAGUUUUGAUAUAUGUGAUAACAUACCAAAAUCAUUUGUUAGACAGUUAUACGAAUUAUAUCCUAAAACUAAAUUUUCAAAACCCAAACCAAUGGAUGAUGGAAGUGUUAAAGUGACAGUAACUGUUAAUGGAAAUAUUGAGUUUGAAGGUUUUGGUGCAAACAAAACUGUUGCAAAAAAAGCUGCUGCCAAAAUGGCAUUAAAUUCUCUGAAAAAGAUACUAUGAAGGUAUUCAAUAAUAAAUUUUUAAUC